GUCACUAUUAAACGCAACCCUUCUGUUGCGGUCCUUUACGAAGAAGCCUUGACUUAUGAACAAGGUACUGUUAUUUCUUCUGCUGGUGCUCUUUGUGCUUAUUCUGGUAAGAAAACGGGUCGUUCUCCCAAGGACAAGCGUAUUGUUGAAGAAGAAACAUCUCAAAAGGAUAUCUGGUGGGGUCCAGUCAACACACCCAUUUCUGAAAAGGUCUUCUUGAUUAACCGUGAACGUGCCAUUGAUUACUUGAACACUCGUCCUCGUUUGUAUGUGUUUGAUGGUUUUGCUGGUUGGGAUCCCAAGUACCGUAUCAAGGUCCGCAUUGUUGCUUCUCGUGCUUACCAUCUUUUGUUUAUGCGCAACAUGUUGAUUCGUCCUACUGAAGAAGAACUUGAAAACUUUGGUACUCCUGAUUUCACGAUUUUCAAUGCUGGUGAAUUCCCUGCCAAUCGUUAUACCACAGGCAUGACUUCAACCACAUCUGUCUCGGUCAACUUCAAGCGCAAUGAAAUGGUCAUUCUUGGUACUGAAUAUGCUGGUGAAAUGAAGAAGGGUAUUUUUACUGUUAUGCAUUAUUUGAUGCCCAAGGCUGGUGUCCUCUCUCUUCACUCUUCUGCUAAUGAAGGCCCUAAUGGUGAUGUCUCUCUCUUCUUUGGUCUUUCUGGUACUGGUAAGACCACGCUUUCUGCUGAUCCUAAGCGUUUAUUGAUUGGUGAUGAUGAGCAUUGUUGGUCAGACGAUGGUAUUUUCAACAUUGAAGGUGGUUGUUAUGCCAAGUGUAUCGACUUGUCUGCUGAAAAGGAACCUGAUAUUUUCAACGCUAUUCGUUUUGGUGCUAUUCUCGAAAACGUUGUUCUUGAUGAAGAGACUCGCGAAGUUGACUACUCUGAUGAUUUCUUGACUGAAAACACACGUUGUGCUUAUCCCAUCUACCAUAUUCCUAAUGCUAAGUUACCUUGUAUGGGUGGUCAUCCCAAGAACAUCAUCUUAUUGACCUGUGAUGCUUUUGGCGUCUUGCCUCCUGUCUCCAAAUUAACUGCUGAACAAGCCAUGUAUCACUUUAUUUCAGGUUACACUACCAAGGUGCCCGGUACUGAGGAUGGUAUUGUUGAACCUCAAGCUACUUUCUCUGCCUGUUUCGGUGCUCCUUUCCUUGUCCUUCACCCUCAACGUUAUGCUACCAUGUUGGCUCAAAAGAUGUCUCAACACAAGGCUGAUGCUUGGUUGAUUAACACUGGCUGGAUCGGUGGUUCUGCUGCUACUUCUAAGCGUUGUCCUCUUAAAUAUACCCGUGCUAUUUUGGACGCUAUCCAUAAUGGUGAAUUGGCCAAUGCUGAAUAUGAAGACCUUGCUAUUUUUAACUUGAGAGUUCCUAAGGCUGUCACUGGCGUUCCUUCAGAACUUUUGAAUCCCAAGACUGCUUGGAACGGUACUCCUGAAGAGUUUGAUGCUUCUCUUCGCAAUGUUGGUCAAAUGUUUGUUGAAAACUUCAAGACUUAUGAAGAUGAAGCUGCUCCUGAAACUUUGGCUGCUGGUCCUAAGCUUUAAAAGAAAUCUUUUUUCUCUCUUGUAUCAUUUGCAUCCAUACUUUUCUUUUGCAUCACUUCUUUUUUUCUACUAAAAAAACAGAAAUGUAUUAUAUUAUUCACUUAUGAAAUAAAAAUUCAAAAACUGAAUUUGUUGAUUUUAAAAAAA
Molecule: messenger RNA, 1695 nt
Organism: Gilbertella persicaria
Lineage: Eukaryota; Fungi; Mucoromycota; Mucoromycetes; Mucorales; Choanephoraceae
Product: phosphoenolpyruvate carboxykinase [ATP]
Exons: 2
Biological process (GO): gluconeogenesis
Cellular component (GO): cytosol
Molecular function (GO): phosphoenolpyruvate carboxykinase (ATP) activity; ATP binding
Source: RefSeq, a predicted model, not a curated record